Messenger RNA from Ustilaginoidea virens, 309 nucleotides. RefSeq lists its product as uncharacterized. The record is from RefSeq and is a predicted model, not a curated record. The coding region runs from base 1 to 309 and encodes 102 amino acids. The transcript is spliced from 2 exons. Lineage: Eukaryota; Fungi; Ascomycota; Sordariomycetes; Hypocreales; Clavicipitaceae.
AUGGAUCCAAACCAACAGUUCCCGGGUAUCUUGUACAGUACAGUACUCAAAAUAAGCGAAGCAUGGCAAAAGCCGUGGCAUCAUAACGCCGCUGGGAUGACAAGUCAUCCAUUGACCAGGUAUGAUGAGGCAGGUCUCAAGGUGAAGCAAAAGCAAAUCUCCUUCCGCAUUCUGUGCAAGCAUAGCAUUUGUCGAGUAUCCGAUAUAGAAGCCCAAUUGUUACCAGUCUUCGUUUUGUACAUCAGUCAAGUUGCUCGUCGUAAAAUCAUGCAUCGUGUCCAUGUUGUCGGCUGUAACCAAGCUCAAUGA